AUGUCACCAAUGUAUGAGGCAAUGGUGGAGGAACUGGAUCGCUUGGACAAUAGCACGGAGGUGCACAGUCAAAUACACAACAAGAAUGGUGAGAAAGGAAUCUGCUUUGAACAAGAAGCACUGUUGCGAGUGCCAGCGUUUCGUCAGAGCUAUUUGCGUAGCACGUGGACUGUGGUGAAGCGACAAGUGCGGCUGUUUGCACGCAACAAGGUCUACUUCGUUGGUCGGCUGCUGCUGGAUUUGCUAGUCGGCCUAAUGGUGGGGUCAAUCUACUAUGGUAUGGACCUAGCAGACCCACAGGUAACGCUGGGCGUGGUCUUUUCGUGCGCGCUUUUCCUUGGACUCGGUCAGUCUGCAACACUGGCACCAUUUUUUGAUGCACCAUUGUCGCUACCAGUUUCAGAUACUAUCCCGACGUCAAGACUACAAAAUGAGUCGUACGUGAUGUUAUCCUCACCUCAUGGAGACGAAGCCGAGUUGCUGGAGAAUGACGAGGCCGGUUCUCAGCUUCCAGGUGACGGCGACGAUCAUGAUGUUUUAAGAGAAGAUGACGGCUUGAACGACUCGUUUCAUGCCUCGCAGGGAAUUCAAACGAACCCUGAAGACUACAUGGUACGCUUGACACCUCGGUGGGAUGUGCUACCUGUCACGCUAGCGUUCCAAGAUCUACGAUACAGCAUCACCGUCCCCGCAGAUUCUGGUCUAGAGCUAGCUGGACAAACUGGAGCUGAAGGAGUCUCUGGUGGUUGUCCAGUAGCUGAAGAUUCCUCUGCCAACUCGGGCAAAACGCUAAUACUUGGAGAUUGUCCCGAUGAGCAAUUGCGGCAGAUCGUAGAGGCUGCUGCCUCCAACACCACCAUUGAUGUCUCGAGUUGGCCUCUAGGCUGCCAACCACUCACCGAUGCACCUCCUGCUGUGGCCAAUAUUCCGCUCAUCUCGUACAUUGACAAAGUUUUUGGAGCACGUCGUAAAGACACGACAUGUUCGGUCGCCAUUGUGAUGGGCAUCUUGCUGGUGAUGCGUUUGGCAACAUUGAUCGUCAUGCGUCUUGUAAAUCAUCAAAAGCGCUGA
Molecule: messenger RNA, 1071 nt
Organism: Peronospora farinosa
Lineage: Eukaryota; Oomycota; Peronosporomycetes; Peronosporales; Peronosporaceae
Source: the annotation of a GenBank genome assembly